Messenger RNA from Dothidotthia symphoricarpi CBS 119687, 879 nucleotides. RefSeq lists its product as uncharacterized. The record is from RefSeq and is a predicted model, not a curated record. Lineage: Eukaryota; Fungi; Ascomycota; Dothideomycetes; Pleosporales; Dothidotthiaceae. The transcript has a single exon. Bases 1 to 879 code for a protein of 292 amino acids.
AUGGCUUGGGCGCCUACUCAACUACCUUACCUCAAACCACCCGACCUCCUACCAGCCCCUUUACCUAUCGAGUCUCGUUUCUUCGAAUCGACAGCCGUGUUUCGAGACGACAUAUCUUAUCACAGGGUGGUUGCGGUCGAGCCUCACUUCAUUGUCAAAUACGGACGGGGUGUUAAGGAUAUCGAAGGCCAGGUACUUCUAUUUCUCGAGUACCACCUAGGAAAUUGCCAUGGAUUGCCGAAACUGUACGCAAUGUAUCGCAUAGCAAGUACGGGCCAUGUCUGCCUGAUCAUGCAGCGUAUGCCUGGUGUGUCACUCGAUCGAUUGUGGCCUACACUCAAGGACUGCGAAAAGUCCGAUAUUUGUACCAAAUUGAACGAAAUCGUUACAUCAAUUCGAAGUAUUCCAGCUCCUCCGCUCUACGGAAGUAUUGACCAAGGCCGGUUCCACCAUUAUCUGUUCUACAGCCCCGAUGCUGACAAGGAAAUUUGUGGUCCAUUCGACUCAGAAGACAACUUCAAUGCGGCACUGGUAAAGAGCCUCCGGUCUGCUUGGGCAAAGAUGAAGAAGCAUAGCUUCAAAGCCGACUUCUAUGAGAGAAAUCUUGGAAGGGCGUUAGUUGGUCACAAGCCUAUUUUCUCGCAUUCAGAUCUGCAAAGGAAGAACGUGGUAGUGCAUUGGGAUACACUGCAGGGCUUCACCGUCAGCGUAAUAGAUUGGGAGGAGGCUGGCUGGUUCCCGACUUAUUGGGAAUACUUCACUGCCCUGCAAGGUGUACAAUGGGAUGAUGACUGGUCCCUGCGCAUCGAAGAGAUUAUGGAACCUUGGGUCAGCGAAGCGGCAGUCAUGAAAAUGGUGCAUCAAGAUCUAAUAUUUUGA